GUCUGACCGUCGAGGCAGGCGCUGCCGGCUCAGCGGGGUGGGACUGCGCAUGCGCGGCUGGCGCCCCGUCUGUCAAGAUGGCGUUCACGCUCGCCGCCUUCUGCUACAUGUUGGCCCUCCUGCUUACGGCCGCGCUCAUCUUCUUCGCAAUCUGGCAUAUCAUCGCCUUCGAUGAACUCAAGACCGACUAUAAGAACCCGAUAGACCAAUGCAACACGCUCAAUCCGCUGGUGCUGCCCGAGUAUUUCAUCCACGCGCUCUUCUGCGUCAUGUUUCUGUGCGCCACCGAGUGGCUCACGCUGGUGCUCAAUGUGCCCCUCUUCUCCUACCACAUCUGGAGGUACCUGCAUCGGCCGGUGAUGAGCGUGCCUGGCCUCUAUGACCCCACCACCAUCAUGAACGCUGAUGUCUUGGCCUACUGCCAGAAGGAGGGCUGGUGCAAGCUCGCCUUCUACCUGCUGUCCUUCUUCUACUACUUAUACAGCAUGAUCUACGUGCUGGUGAGCUACUAGCAUGGAGCACAGCUCCACGCCCAGCCUGGCCUCAAGAGAUCCAGCACAGGGUGCAAUCACUACAGCAAAAGCAUGCAGACUGCCUACAUGUGCCUAACCUGUACACACACUUCGCGUGCAUACACAUCCUCAUAUGUGCACAAAUGACACGUGCAUUCCGCGUGUGCACUUCCACAGAUACAGCACAUUCACGUGGAUACAACACUUCACAUGCACACACUUGUACCACCCGCCACUCCCGCAGCCUGGCGUCACAUUCCCCAGACUGCCGAUCCCCACUCCGUUGUCCAGAGGCCAUUUACGUUUUACCUUUUUACGCAAACCCGUUCGUGAAGGCAUACUCAUUAAUGUACAAACACAAAGCAGAUUGUUUGUCAAGUUUAAUUAGAAACUGCCUGUGAGGCUCGAGCCCGAUGCAGUUCACACCAAUGAUCGGCCUCCAGUCACCCCCUUCCCCACCCCAGUGAUGGACCCUAAUAAGAUGCCUCCACGUGCAAGAUGACGCCGGCCUCUGGUGUUAACUUUAAGGUGGGAGGAGGGGUGGGUGUGGCGGGGCAGGGCGGGUAAGGAGAGGUGACACUGCAGCAGUAGCGGCAUCGGGACUCCUCUAAUGAAGCCACGGGGAGCUCUGUAACUGUACUGCACCUAAUGCUCACGAACGUUGAAUCGGAGUGGCUGCACAGAACCUGCGUGGGGGGUGGGGGACGGUAUGCUGUGUGAAUUGGUUUACUAAGAGCGCUUGGACUUAGACCCCUGUUUGGAGUUAUUGUUUUAAUUGUCAACCAAUCAGUUGUGCAAAAAAAAUCACAAAUGUGUCAAUUAUGUAACCACCUCCCCACAGCACAGGCAGGGGGUGGUGAAAUCUGCCAGCUGUGGUCAGGGCAGCCCACAGGUGCUGAACUGAGUGCAGGGAUCAAACCGCAUGGCUGCAGACCCCCCCCCCCCCCCGAUGCAAUUUGCUCUGUGAGGUUACAGAGGUUUACCUGGGGAAGCACUGUGUUUGUUGGUUAAGAGUGUGCGGUUCCCCCACGACUUACGUGUGCUUUGACCCCAACGAUUUCGAUUCUUGUUUUUGAGUAAAUGUGUACAAUUGCAUGCCAAUAAAACACAGUUUGAUAA
Molecule: messenger RNA, 1631 nt
Organism: Petromyzon marinus (sea lamprey)
Lineage: Eukaryota; Metazoa; Chordata; Hyperoartia; Petromyzontiformes; Petromyzontidae
Gene: CNIH1
Product: cornichon family member 1
Biological process (GO): vesicle-mediated transport
Source: RefSeq, a predicted model, not a curated record